AUGGAGAAAAUUGAUAGCAACUUGAGGCGUUGUAUUCCACUCGAAAAGAGGGUGGCUAUCGCACUUUUCUCAUUGGGUUCUGCAGCAGAGUAUAGAACCGUUUCUAGUUUAUUUGGAGUUGGCCGAAGUACUGUUGGUGAAAUUGUUCUGGAUUUUUGCCACUCAGUUUGCGAUAAUUUUGCGGAUUGCAUUAAUACAUACCCCCCAAAUCAACAAGAAAUCAAAAGAAUCGUAGACGGUUUCGCAGUCCUAGGGUUUCCGCAAUGCUUUGGAACUGUAGAUGGAUGUCACAUUGAAGUGCAGACAAGAAAGGAGGAUGCCGUAGAUUACCACAAUUACAAAGGAUGGUAUUCCGUGGUUUUAUUGGCAAGCUGUGAUCACAGGUCAAAAUUUACGUAUAUUAACAUUGGAUCUACUGGAAGAAAUAAUGACUCUUACAUAUUUGAAAAAAGUUCAUUAAAACAAUUUCAUGAAAGCGCAGACAUUUUCGUACAAAAUAGCGAGCUUAUUGGCGGAUUCAAUAUACCUGUGCUACUUAUGGGCGAUUCGGCCUUUCGGUUAUCGCGCCACAUGAUGAAACCAUAUCCAUAUGUAGCUAACCAACCAGCUGCUGAAAAACUCUUUAACUAUCGACUGUGUGAUCGAAAAUGCUUUCGGCCAGCUGAAGGCUCGUUUCCGAAAAAUAGUGAGAGGCUUACAAGUAGCACCUAA
Rhagoletis pomonella (apple maggot) is the source of this 711-nucleotide messenger RNA. RefSeq names its product putative nuclease HARBI1. The transcript has 2 exons. The coding region runs from base 1 to 711 and encodes 236 amino acids. The record is from RefSeq and is a predicted model, not a curated record. Lineage: Eukaryota; Metazoa; Arthropoda; Insecta; Diptera; Tephritidae.